AUGGAUCCAUAUGAGGAAGACAGUGUGGUCAUCCAGCUCAGUGAGGAACAGGAAGAGGAAGAGCGGCAGCCAUCUGAUCAGUCAGUCCCUCCCACAGGAAGCCAGGAUCAGACAGAUGACACGUCCACCCAGGGCCAAGAGGGGGACAGUGAGGCUGAGUGGGACACAGAUCUGGAGACAGACAGUGGCACUAAUCGAAAACAGAGUUUGUCUCAAGCAGAGGUGUACCUGCAGGCCUGUCAGCGGAUAGGAGCCAUUCCUGUUUCCUCCAUCCUUCGUCACUUAGGUGAAACCGAUCUCAAUCUGAACCACUAUGGUUUGGGACCUCUAGGGACCAAAGCUCUGGCCAUUGUUCUGCAAAAUAACAAUCACAUCACCAACCUUGAGCUAGAGGACAAUGGACUUCAGACAGCUGGGACACGCUAUCUGAUGGAGAUGUUUCAAACAAACAUCAGCAUUCAGAGUCUAAAUCUUUCCAACAAUCAGCUGCGCCUCGAAGGAGCUGACAUCAUCUCCAAAAUGCUGCUGGACAAUUAUUACAUCAAAUCCCUCAAACUCUCAGGAAAUGACUUUGAUGAUUCUGCUGCUAAAUGCUUUGCUGAUGCUUUAAAGGGUGACUAUGUGGUCAAAGAGUUGGACCUCAGUCACAACAAGUUCUGUGAUGCAGGAGGAGUGCACCUGGGUCAUAUGUUAGCCUCAAAUGUAGGUAUCGAGGUCCUAAAUCUGAGCUGGAAUCACCUCCGUAUGAGCGGUGCAGUGGCUGUGUGUGCAGGGCUGAAGGUUAACUCGACUCUGAAGCAGCUCCAGCUGUCGUGGAACGGUUUCGGCCGCAUGGAGUCAGAGGCACUGGGUCAAGCACUGAGGCAAAAUAGCACACUUGUGUUGUUGGACCUGAGGGGCAACCGUAUAGACGAUGACGCUGUGACGCUGCUCUGCCAGGGCCUGGCCAACAAUGACACCUUGAGAGUCCUCAAGCUCUCCCAUAACCCUCUGACAAAUAUCGGGGCUCUGACGCUGCUCAAGACAGUUAAAAACAACACACAAUCAGCAGUGGAGGAGAUCGAUAUUUGUUCAGUGUUUGUGUGUGAGGCCUUUGUUGAGCUGCUGGAAGAAACCCGUCAGAAGGGACCUGCUCUGGAUGUCCAAUACAGCAUCAUGAGCUUCGUCACCAGAAACUUGUCCGCCCUUCAGAUCUUUAAGAAAUUCCUGGAAGAGCGAAAUGAGAGUAUCCUGGAUUUCUUUCAUGCUUUGGACAAAGAAGAAACAAUGAAAGUCUCCACCCAUGACUUUAGAAAGGCUGUAAAGGAAGCUAAAAUACCACUGGAUUCGCAACAGCUUGAGUGGUUGAUUGGGAAGUUUGACAAGGACUACACAGCCACCAUAGUCUACAGCCAGUUUGCAGAUUGA
Messenger RNA from Scomber scombrus (Atlantic mackerel), 1407 nucleotides. Its product is annotated as leucine-rich repeat-containing protein 74A-like. The transcript has 13 exons. Bases 1 to 1407 code for a protein of 468 amino acids. Gene Ontology annotation, molecular function: calcium ion binding; protein binding. Lineage: Eukaryota; Metazoa; Chordata; Actinopteri; Scombriformes; Scombridae. The record is from RefSeq and is a predicted model, not a curated record.